This is a messenger RNA of Stegastes partitus (bicolor damselfish), 717 nucleotides long. It is a transcript of the gene gsx2, whose product is annotated as GS homeobox 2. Gene Ontology annotation, molecular function: DNA-binding transcription factor activity, RNA polymerase II-specific; sequence-specific double-stranded DNA binding. Gene Ontology annotation, cellular component: nucleus. The transcript has 2 exons. NCBI's taxonomy places the organism in Eukaryota, Metazoa, Chordata, Actinopteri, Pomacentridae. The record is from RefSeq and is a predicted model, not a curated record. Gene Ontology annotation, biological process: regulation of DNA-templated transcription. The coding region runs from base 1 to 717 and encodes 238 amino acids.
AUGUCGAGGUCUUUUUACGUCGACUCUUUAAUAAUCAAGGAUACGGUGCGACCUGGACCGGCUGAGCAUCCGGGACAAGACUUCCUUAUUCCCAUCAGCAUGCACUCCCCGAGCGUAAUGACGGUCACGGCUCCGGUGUGCCCGUCCAGGAAAAAUGGGACUUUCUGCGUUUGCCCGCUGUGCGUCACGUCCCACAUCCACUCUUCCCGCAGCGGCAUUCCCAUGCUGAAGAGUCAGUUUCCAGGAGCGGACACGCAGUACUGUCAGAGAAUAGCGCACCAGCAGUCUCCCGCACUCGCGCACCCUGGACAUACACCUGUCUGCACGCCCACCUUCAGCGUCACAGAUCCCAGGAGAUACCACUGUCUUUCUAUUGGCGCCUCCGAGAACAACCACAUACAGAAUGGCAAGAGGAUGCGCACGGCGUUCACAAGCACUCAACUCCUGGAACUUGAAAGGGAGUUUUCCACGAACAUGUAUCUCUCUAGGCUCAGAAGAAUCGAAAUCGCCACGUACUUGAACCUGUCAGAGAAGCAGGUGAAAAUCUGGUUUCAGAAUCGCAGGGUGAAGCACAAGAAGGAGGGCAAAGCCACGCAAAGGAGCGCACACAGCGGUUGCAAGUGCGCAACCGGCCACACAGACUAUUCGAGGUCAGAGGACGAGGAGUCUCUGUCUCCGGUCUCUGCUUCGGAAGAGAAAGAGGUGUCACCCAUCUGA